AUGUCGGCUAUUACUUGGCGCGAGUCUUUCCCCCCAAAGCCAGCUUUUACUGAAAGGAAUAUCCCUGACCAACACGGCCGGGUGUUCAUCGUAACCGGCGGCUCAUCAGGAUGCGGAUAUGAGGUUGCCAAGGCUGUUUUCAGCCUCAACGGACAUGUCUACAUCGCCGGAAGAUCUGCCGACAAAGCCCAAGCCGCAAUUGAUAAAAUCAAAGCCGAACCCGCCGCUUCGCACCCUACCGUCACCGGCGGCAAAGGCAGAAUAGAGUUCCUCCAGCUUGAUCUCAACGACUUGGCUUCAAUCAAAGCCUCUGCGGCAACAUUUCUGUCACGAGAGACCCGUCUGGACGUUAUUUGGCACAAUGCUGGUAUAGGCGGCGCACCGCAAGGGAGUACUACAGCUCAAGGCUUCGAAACCCAUCUAGGAGUCAACGCCUUGGGGCCGUUUCUGUUCCAGCAUUUCCUGACACCGCUCUGCAUAAGGACAGCGGCUCACUCAGACGCGCUAAAAAAUGCUACCCGAGUCAUCUGGGUUACAUCGUCUGGGCAUCGUGGCGCGCCUGGCCCGGAUGGUGUCAAUUGGGACGACAUCAACAUGCACUCGGUUGGUGGACUCAAAGGCGGCAUGCUCAAGUAUGGCCAAAGCAAGGCCAUGAGCGUCAUGUAUGCUCAUGAAUUUGCGCGUCGGUUUGGACCUCAGGGUCUGGUUUCGCUCUCUCUGCAUCCGGGAUCCGUGAAAUCAGAGUUUCAACGCCAUCAACCGAAGCUUUUCAGGGCUAUCACCUCGCCCCUGCUUUAUGAUCAGCACUUUGGUGGGUUAACAGAGCUUUUUUCAGGAUUCAAUCAAGAGGUGGAUACGUCAAUGGUAGAUGCAGGGGGUAAGAAUGGGCGUUAUGUCGAGCCAUGGGGCCGUUGGGGUGCUGAAUCUCAGACCGUACUUGAUGGACUCCAAAAGCGAGGGACCGGCGAAAGGUUGUGGGAUUUAUCUGAACGUCUCUUGAAAGAUUACAUGUGA
Molecule: messenger RNA, 1014 nt
Organism: Clonostachys rhizophaga
Lineage: Eukaryota; Fungi; Ascomycota; Sordariomycetes; Hypocreales; Bionectriaceae
Source: the annotation of a GenBank genome assembly